Messenger RNA from Chlorella variabilis, 234 nucleotides. RefSeq lists its product as hypothetical. The transcript has 2 exons. The coding region runs from base 1 to 234 and encodes 77 amino acids. Gene Ontology annotation, cellular component: nucleus. Gene Ontology annotation, molecular function: DNA binding. The record is from RefSeq and is a predicted model, not a curated record. NCBI's taxonomy places the organism in Eukaryota, Viridiplantae, Chlorophyta, Trebouxiophyceae, Chlorellales, Chlorellaceae.
AUGGAGGGCCAGCAGCAGCGCUUCUGCCAGAAGUGCGGCCACUUCCAGCUGCUGUCUGCCUUUGUGGGCCUCAAGCGCACCUGCCAGAUGGCUCUGGAUCAGCACAAUGAGCGGCGGCGGGACAAGCAGAAGCGCAAAAGGGGCCAGGCUUGGCUCGGCCCCAGCGGCAACGGCGACGGUGGUGGGGGCGCGUGGGCUGGCAGGCAGCAGCAGCAACAGCAGCAGCAAAAGUAA